Cuscuta epithymum is the source of this 1389-nucleotide messenger RNA. Lineage: Eukaryota; Viridiplantae; Streptophyta; Magnoliopsida; Solanales; Convolvulaceae. The record is from the annotation of a GenBank genome assembly.
AAAUCACGUUGUAUUUGUGACAUUUGUCGGAGUAGGUUUUUAUCUGUCACGCAAUAAAGCACCUCCGUCACACACACUUUUACAUGUAUGUAGAAAGUCUGUAACUUUAAAGAAACAGCAACAUCUUUCAUCCGAGCUUCCAAGCAAAGCCAAAGGGGUUAUAAUAUGCAAUGACCCAACGAUGGCGAGGAUUUCCCAAAAAAGCAGCAACCAAUCUACAGCAAGAUACCUAACCGAAUGUUUGUUCUCUUUUAACACUCUGAAAUUUCAGAAUAAAUCUGCGAUUCUUGGGGUUAAAUAACCGAAAACAGAUAGAGGAAAAUUAAAGAGCAUAGAGAUCAGAGAGAUUGAAAUAUGGGCAGUUUAUCAGCAUCAUCUCUUGUGCUUCCAGGAAAGCAAAGUUCCUGCAGGAGGAAAAAAGUGUCCAAGAAAUACACCCAAUCUACAGUUCCUGUUGCAAGGUUAUUUGGGCCAGCAAUAUUUGAAGCAUCAAAGCUGAAGGUACUGUAUUUAGGUGUUGAUAAGGAGAAACAUCCAGAAGAGCUUCCAAGAACUUACACCCUUACACACAGUGAUAUAACUUCUAAGCUCACACUCGCCAUCUCCCAAACCAUAAAUAAUUCUCAGUUGCAGGGUUGGUAUAAUAGGCUGCAGAGAGAUGAAGUAGUUGCAGAGUGGAAGAAGGUGAAGGGGGAAAUGUCACUUCAUGUUCAUUGUCACAUAAGUGGAGGCCAUUUCUUGUUAGAUCUGUGUGCUAGGCUUAGGUACUACAUCUUCGGCAAAGAACUCCCAGUGGUUCUGAAGGCAUUUGUUCAUGGAGAUGAGAGCUUGCUCAUGAAUUACCCAGAAUUGCAGGAAGCUUCAGUUUGGGUUUACUUCCACUCUAACAUUCCAGAAUUCAACAAAGUGGAGUGCUGGGGCCCACUGAAGGAAGCGUCUUCCCCUCCUCCUAAGUCAGUCAGAUCUGGAAGCAAGGAAGACAUGCCAGACCCUUGCGAAGAAGCUUGUGAUUGUUGCUUCCCGACAAUGAGUUCAAGAGCUUGGUCGCCUUCUUCACCCGAUCCCUCUGGGUCCACCGAGACACCGAAUUUAGACGCUUUCCCUGAUUCUACUGGUAGAUGAAAGGAAUAGGGAGUAGUACUAGUAGUAUUAGGUCAUUUGAUAGGAGGAUGCACAUGUAUAUGUGGUCUACACACUACCCCUACAGAAAGGUUAUAGUGGUUGAAGAAGCAAAUUCCUGUUCCAAAUCUUAGAGCUGUGAGCCUGUGAUAUAUUGUAGCCAUUGUAAAUUAAAGAAGCAAGUGAAUGUUGAAAUGGAAUAGCAAGUUUCUUAUGUUAUAAAAGGUUGUGUAAGUUCGGUUUUGUUCCUAGUGAUCUUUUUAGUUUACA